Messenger RNA from Dissoconium aciculare CBS 342.82, 3828 nucleotides. RefSeq lists its product as uncharacterized. The transcript is spliced from 2 exons. Gene Ontology annotation, cellular component: membrane. Bases 1 to 3828 code for a protein of 1275 amino acids. Lineage: Eukaryota; Fungi; Ascomycota; Dothideomycetes; Mycosphaerellales; Dissoconiaceae. The record is from RefSeq and is a predicted model, not a curated record. Gene Ontology annotation, molecular function: cobalt ion binding; cobalt ion transmembrane transporter activity; magnesium ion transmembrane transporter activity. Gene Ontology annotation, biological process: transmembrane transport; metal ion transport.
AUGGCGCGUAGGAGGUCCGGAAAGGAGAGGGAAAUCCCGCCAUUAUUUUUCUCCGAACCAAAGGACGGUCCAGCUGUAAUCCCAGAUGACUACGUGAACACCCGAAAUGUCACUAAAUCUGGAAAGAAGACGAGAGUGACCAUCGAAAACUCCAAGUCGAAAAGCACCCAGCCGCGCAGCGACUCGUUUCGCCAAUGGAUUCAAAGUCAUGAUCUCGACCAACCGAGCCAGGAUACUCGAUCACAGCGAUACCCCGAGUCUUUGCAUUCGCUUUACCCGGCCAGCGCAUUAGAUGGGAGGGCGUCAGCUUCGAAAAGCCACUUGCGUCGAUGGGCGCGAUCGGAGCCCGAUGAACUCACGUCGAACUUACUGGGACCUGAUGUAUUAGAAAGUGCGGGACGAUUUCCGAUCGCCAGUUUACGUGAAGGCGCAAGACAACCGAUAGAGGCUGUACGGCACCGUGCUACUGGUAUCCCAUACAACGAUACAGCAUAUGAAGCAUACCCUCGCCACAGGCGCAGGCAGAGUGCUAGUGAUCAAGUCAUCGCUAAUUGGAACUUCGCGCUCGAUGAGUUUGAACGCCGAACCUACGAUUUGGCUCAGCAGCAGGCGCGACAUGAUGUUGAUCUCGAGAUUCCAACUCCAGGUCGUGUAUCCCACAGGGUUCCAGUUGAUGACGAAUGGUACGGAAACGAGGUAUUGGGGAUACCUACGAAGUCAAGACGGAAACGAACGAAAGGCAGUCGUUUCACAUUGCCUCCUGAUGAAGUACGAGCUGAAGAUCCGGCGCGUGGCAAGAAACCUCAUGAAAAGGUGAAGCGGGGCUCGGAUGUAUCCAGCAAGAGCUCAUCAUCCGAGAAGCCUGAACCGCCAGAUGAAGACGGUGGUGCAGGCUCAGGGCGUGAGUCUGGCAGCACCGAUACAUCUGAUAGUGACGGUUCAUCAUUGGGAACAACCACUAAAUCGGGAACAUCAGAACAGGUCGUCGAAAUAUCGGAGGGCUCGUCAGACUCCUCUUCGAAAAGCUCAGUUCGAUCCGCUCGGAGAGGAGUACGUUGGAAUCUACCCGGAGAAGAAACAGAUGUGAACGAAUUCGAUGAUCCGCUCGCAUCACUCGACGUGUCGCGACUCAUUGGACAGCGAUCUAUCAGUGACAACAACAUCCUGUCGACCAUUGGUGACGAGCACAUGCAUGAGAAGCAAAAACUCACGUUGAGGGGUUUGACUCAAUUCGAUAUCGGAAGGUCAUUAUGGACCGGGGACCAUCUCCGGGACUGGGAUCUUGGAGUGGAACUAACUACACUGGCAGAGUCAACACCUGAUUGUCUGCACACCAGGAUCCAAUGGUAUCACCUGGAAAGGGACCUCAUGGUUUUUGACGAGUUCAUGACAAUGGUUCAAAAGUGUCCGCAUCUCACAGAUAAGAUCAAGCAGCAGGUUACUGAUAUGCUAAGAACCGUAAAGUAUGACAAGCAGAAGCAACGCCAGUUUGGGUACGAUAUGGACGCCGCUGUCCAAAGUGAAUUUGACUACGAGGACGGUUUCGCAGACAAACAGCAGCCGACAAGUUCGGCGACCUUCCUGAAUUUGCCAUAUCUUUCUUUGGAAAAAUACGCGGGCGCUGAUCUACAGUCCCUAUCAUCUGCAUCUGCUGUGCAUCCGGCUAGAGGAAUCGUCCAAGCAUCUACUCGAACAGUCAAUGACAAACGCGAGUUGGCGCAAGUCGUUACGACAAGGGCGGACGUGCCAAACGGAACCUGUUUGCAUACAUCCAAUUUCUGGUGCUUGAUCGUGAAUGACAAUCUGAUUUUGACCUGCAGUCGUUUGAACGUCGAGGAACUCCGCAGCACCGUGGUGAACGUCAUUCAGCCACCAUACGAUGUCACAUCGCAGGACAUCAGGAUUACAUCUGGUGCUGCUUUUGGCUGGCAAUUUCCCUCAAAGGACGUGUCCUCAUGGCCCAACGUCCUGGGAUUGUUUGGUGACAGUUUGAUGGAUGUUGUCAAUGGGCAAAAAUUUCGCCACAAUGGUCAAACACUGGACGCAGAGACGUGGUCCGACCUUAUCAGCAAAGGUGUCUCGCAUCACAUUGAAGUGCUGCCUUCAUUAUCACCAGAUACCGCUCUCGGCACUUACUUGAAAGUACAUGACCUUAUUGUGGGCAAUGAUGCAAAACGUGUACUGCCUACGAAUAGAGCUAGUCGUGAAGACCAUCCACUUGACUCGACGAAGCAAACAUCACCUCACGCGCCAACGAAAAACUUGCCUCACACGCCAAAGCUAGAUCCACGCCCUUCUCCUGCUCAAGCUCAUACUCACCUCUCCGUCUUCCAGCACAGUCGCACAUCGAAGGCGAGCUCCGUAGCCGAUUGGGCUGAGAUACUACAUUCCGCCAUGAUGUCCCAGAACACAGCCUACUCGGAAUGUCCGACCGCACGGAUUGGUGAUAUACGUGAAUGGAUUGAAGCUGCCGACCCAGCUGGCUCAACGAAAAGUGCUGGAAUGGUGAAGGGCGCUGACAAUGACCGAGUAAGAAAGAGAAAGGCAGCUGUGACUGUGAUUUAUGUGGCAGGAUUCUUUUGGCCAUAUGAUCUUGAGCACGAGGUUCUUGGCAAGCUAUUUGGUGCUCUUGUGAGGAUUCUUAACAACAAAUUAGGCAGCGGUAGUGCAUUUUUGGUAGAGCUUGAGGAAGACGUCCUUCCUCUCCUGUUUACCAUGACAACAAUCUUUGCUGGGAAUGAGCAUCACCUCCAACAGCUGCCUGAUCAUUUUGUCAGAGCCUGGUUACGUUUUGUGACUGCUAUUCUCUUAGCAGCUGAGGCGCCCGAGCCAGUCCGGACAGGUAAAGCGCAACGGCUGCCAGAAUUGAAGCUGGCUAUUAGACAAUUGAAGCUUAUGAGGCUGGAUUUGCUAAAUGGUGAGCAAGCACUAACCCUCGUCACGCGGAGACAUGACCUGAGCAAAUUCGAGAUCUGCUCAACACGAGGCAUUGCGACUCUACUGGUUGAUAGGCUUUGCAAAGGCGUCAUGCGUGGCGUCCCUGAUGUCGGCCAGAUCUAUGAGGAUUACUAUCAUCAAAUGCUUGAUGCCGUGACAGGAGAUCCCUUUCAGCGCUCACAUCGCGAUGUCCUGAGGGACUACCAGCAAGAAUUGGAAGCCGUGCUACGCAUUCUGAAUGGUCAAUGUGAGGUCCUCGAUCUCCUGGAUCGGAGCAACGAUCAAGCCGAAGUAAGCAACAGCACAGCGCCCGACUUGCCACCAUUCCGUGAGUUUCCAUCGCUGAAACGAAAAAUGCGCCGUUGUCUGGGUGAAGUCACGUUUCGUAUCGACACCUUCGAAGCAUUGCACGGCCGCAGCGACGAUCUAGGUACCUGGUUGUUGAGUCGCAUCGAAAUGAACAGAGACAAGCAGGAGUCUGCCGUCAUUGUUUUCACCAUGGUCACCAUAAUAUUCCUCCCGCUUUCCUUCGUCGCUUCCGUUCUAGGGAUGAACACAUCUGAUGUGCGGAAUAUGGAUGGCACUCAAUGGGUGUUCUGGGUCGUCGCCAUUCCGCUGACCAUUGUCAUAAUGUUCGCCAGUCUGUGGUUUGCAGGCCUCCUGGACGGGUUGCGGCGUUGGCUGGCCUCCUUACUUCGUGUUCACCCCGCCAGGACCACGAAAUCGAGGACGAGUGACUUCGCCGAAACAAUGUCAGAGAAGAUAUCGCGAGGAGCGACGUCAGAUCCCGAGAGGCACCGGUAUGGCUCCUCCUCCGGGCUGGAGAGGCGUGCAACGACAUACCCCUCAUCACUACAGCGGCGAACGUCGACCGGCCUCACGCGUGGAUGA